Messenger RNA from Hemicordylus capensis (graceful crag lizard), 1818 nucleotides. RefSeq names its product tripartite motif containing 63 (gene TRIM63). Gene Ontology annotation, molecular function: zinc ion binding. Lineage: Eukaryota; Metazoa; Chordata; Lepidosauria; Squamata; Cordylidae. The record is from RefSeq and is a predicted model, not a curated record. The coding region runs from base 168 to 1223 and encodes 351 amino acids. The transcript has 9 exons.
CAGAGCUGUUGCAGACAAAGUCCAGAAAGCCCAAGGGUUGCCCGUCAGAGCCGACCUACCAAGCACCCUUCUGCAGCCCAGCCGGUCUCCGAAUAGAAGAACAAAAGACAUUUUCUGCAGCUUCCUCCGGCUACUAAGGAUAUAGUCUGGAAGGACCGAACAGGGCCAUGGAUUAUCAGCCCAGCAUCAUCCGGGACACUAACCCCAUGGAAAAUCUGGAGAAGCAGUUGAUCUGCCCCAUCUGCCUGGAGAUGUUCGCCAAACCUGUGGUGAUCUUGCCCUGCCAGCAUAAUCUUUGCAGGAAGUGCGCCAAUGAUGUCUUUCAGGCUGCUAACCCUUAUUGGCAAAGUCGGGGAACUAACAUAUCCGGGGGACGAUUCCGCUGCCCCUCCUGCCGCCAUGAAGUCAUCUUGGACCGUCACGGGGUCUAUGGCCUCCAAAGAAAUCUACUGGUGGAGAACAUCAUUGAUAUUUACAAGCAGGAAUAUUCCAGCCGGCCCCUGAAGAAGGGAAACCAUCCAAUGUGUAAAGAACAUGAAGACGAGAAAAUCAAUAUCUAUUGCUUGACCUGUGAGGUACCCACCUGCUCCAUGUGCAAAGUCUUCGGAGCUCACAAAGACUGCGAAGUAGCACCCCUUCAAAGCGUCUUUCAGGGGCAAAAGACCGAGCUGACCAAUUGCAUCUCCAUGUUGGUGGCAGGGAAUGACAGAGUACAGACUAUCAUCAACCAGCUGGAAGAGUCGUGCAAAACCACAGAGGAGAAUAGCCAGCGGGUGAAGCAGGCCCUGUGCACGAAGUUUGAAGCCCUCAUCGCUGUCCUGGAAGAGAAGAGGAGUGAGCUGCUAGAGCGGGUCUCCAAGGAGCAGGGAGAGAAGGUGGGGUUUAUGCAGAACCUCGUCCAGCAGUACAAAUUGCAGCUGGAGACGUCAGCCAAGCUGGUGGAGUCGGCCAUUCAGUCCAUGGAGGAGGAGGCUGGGGCUGCUUUCCUCAUGAGUGCCAAGCAGCUCAUUAAAACAAUUGUGGAUGCCUCAAAGGGUGCUCAACUGGAGAAGAUUGAGCCAGGUUUUGAAAGCAUGGACUAUUUCACCAUAGACCUUGAACCCAUCACUGAAGCCUUGAGAGAGAUUGACUUUGAAGGAGAUGAGGAAGAUGAAGAAAGAAAUGAAGAAGAAGAAACAGAAGAAGAGGACACUCAAGCUGGGAAAGUAGAAGGCCCUCAGUAACAAAGAAGGAAAAUGAAUUCCAAGGAGACUCUCCAUAUACAGAUGGGAAAGAUUUGGGGAAGAGGACGAUGGAGUUGGGUGGGGAGGAAACCCAAGCUGAAUGCCCAGAAAGGAGCAGGGCAAAGUCCCAGCUGAAGAAGAGCCAAGGGGAAUGCAGCGUUCUUGGCAACUCAAAAAGAAAACUUGCACAAAGACACUUUUAUACAUGGGUGCAAAAUGGAACCUUUCAUACAUUUUUUAUGUUGUUGUUUUCGUACAUCAUUGUGAUGGCACUUGAAUUUUUUGUAAUGAAAAAUAAGCUUUAUUUUCUUUCAUAUUUUGCUUCAGGGCACCUUUCCGCAAACUGAAGCAUGUUGAUUCUAGGAAUUAGUGAAAGCAUGCCUUUGCACCAUGUAGAGCACAAGGGAUAGCGAAAGGUUUAGUGUUAGAUGCCAGCAGACAAACAUGUAAAUUAGUAAACUUUUUGAUCUAGCAAAAGGGAUCUGAUAAAGGGAUCUGAAGAUUCUCUGCCUCAGUGCUGUAGCUGAAUUAAAUGAUGUCUGUUGAUUUCUGUUGUAUAUUGUUACAAUAAAAUAAAUUCCAGUUUUAUCUUGAA